This is a messenger RNA of Anoplopoma fimbria (sablefish), 3715 nucleotides long. It is a transcript of the gene ubap1, whose product is annotated as ubiquitin associated protein 1. Lineage: Eukaryota; Metazoa; Chordata; Actinopteri; Perciformes; Anoplopomatidae. Bases 233 to 1630 code for a protein of 465 amino acids. Gene Ontology annotation, cellular component: ESCRT I complex. The transcript is spliced from 7 exons. Gene Ontology annotation, molecular function: ubiquitin binding. The record is from RefSeq and is a predicted model, not a curated record. Gene Ontology annotation, biological process: ubiquitin-dependent protein catabolic process via the multivesicular body sorting pathway.
GCUGGAUGGAACGUUGUGACGUUGUGACGUUUCGUAGGUGAGUGACGUCAGACAGGAACCAGUCGGAGGGAGCUUGACAAAUCAAGAUGGCGUCCCACGCUGAAGCAGGAAAGAGAUUUCAGUAUAAAUAAAACUCUUUCUGAGAAUAGUUUACAUUUGAGUGCCAUCUCGCCAGUGCGUCGUACGGAUUUCGAAAACAAAACGGGGACGGGAGCAGAUACAGAGUCUCUAAAUGGCUGCGAGGAAGUCUGGAUCAGAUGCAUACAACAAUGGACCUAUCAGCUACCUUGAAGACGUUCCCUUCAAGAUCAAUGACAAAUUCCGCUGCCCAGCCAAAGUGGGGCUUCCUGUAGGUUUCUGUCUCCCAGACUGUGGAUCCUUGCUGGUGGACUCACAGUAUGACUUUUCUCUGGAGAGACGUAGUGUGCGCUGGGGGGUUGAACUGGCUGAGGCCAGAGCAGCAGAAGCCAGAGCAGAAGAGGCAGCAGCAGCCAAGCAGGAGGCAGAGAGCAGGGAGAGCUUGGCACAGGCCCAGGACACCGAUGCUGGUGGUGGGAAGAAACCCAGGUCUGCUGCAGAGGACCAGGACCUUCUACCACCAGCGUUGAACCCCGUCAUGGCGGGGCUGAGCCAUAAUGACAUCCUCACUCCACUGCCUGCCACGAGCCUUGGCCCCAGGAAAAUCCAGCCUAGCACUCCCCUGCACUGCCUCAACCUCGCUGACUUUGAGCGGGAGGAGGACCCCUUUGACAAAGUGGAGCUCAAAACUUUGGACGAUAGGGAGGAGCUCAGGACCAUCCUCCAGAGCCAGCCCCAACCUCAACCUCAACCUCAACCCUCUGUAUCCCCACCAGAGGUUUCCCAGAUAGGGUCACUGUCACGUGGAAACAGCCCGCCUCCUCCGAGCAUCAACUCAAGCCUAGCGGCCAAACCUGGCUUUUCCCAUAAACCCAACGGGUUGAUCGCCUUGCUGGACAUGGACAGAGUUGGGCACCCUGGGAGAACGGGGUUUGACACCGACGAUCGGCCCUGUAACAUCCGCUCUCUCACUUUCCCCAAGCUCUCUGAUUCUGGUGACCCAGAGCCAGUGAGGUACAGCCAACUCCCUGCACCCAUCGCUGCUCCCCGACAUCACCUAACCAAUGGAAGCCCACCGACCACACCCAAGACCCAAGUUAUUGUUCCCCCUGAGCCAACGAGCCACACAAAGAGUGGCGCACCAAAACCGGUCAACCCUGGGUCAGGAUCUGCCGGUCUUCCGUGCGGUGGAGCGCUGCUCAGCAUGACCCCCAGCGAGCGUCAGUGUGUGGAAACCCUUGUGGGAAUGGGCUACUCUUAUGAAGGUGUCCUACGGGCCAUGCAGAGACAAGGGCAGAAUGUGGAACAGGUACUGGAUUACCUGUUUGUCCAUGGGCGUCUGUGUGAGCGGGGCUUCGAUGCAAUUGCAGUGGAGGAAUGUUUAGAGAUGUACCAAUGCUCAGAGGAAAAGGCUUUGCAGUUCCUUGAGUUAAUGUCAAGAUUUGGCGAAAUGGGAUUUCAGCGGGAAGCCAUCAAAGAGGUGCUGCUGGUCCACAACAAUGAUCAGGAAAAGGCUCUAGAGGACCUGAUGGCUCGGGCAGCAGCUAGCUGAGCCAAGCUAACCAGCCAACCAAAGCCCAGCCCAGGGUGUUCCUCCCGCUACUACCCAACACAGCCCCUUUCCUUCUGCCUAUCCUAUCACACCAUGCCCUGCCCUUGCCUUGGCUGUGGAAGGGGCAGCUGGGAGAAGGUUGAAUUUCUCUCUGUGCUAAAACGUAUUGUGUCUAAGCACAUCUUAAAGACUGUGUGCCUAGAGUGGAGGGGGUAAAAGGGUACCAAAACUUCAUGGUGGUGUUUUGUUUUUUUCUAAGAAAUUCUGGGGUUAGUUCCCAGGAUUUUGUACUGCAAGGGUAUUCAAGAAGGACUGAGCUGGAAAGGAAAGAUUGGAUAAAAUGAGCUUUGGUGUUUUAAUGCCGUUCAUAUAUGCUUCCGCUUGGAAGUCGUAUCUGUCUGCAGGCAAAACUGCAGGACCGAAUGGGGAGCUGGUGAUGGGUUCUGAGUACAUCACAGAAAGACCAGUUUGAACUCUUGAAACUCCCAAACAUCUAAGCUGCCAUCUUCCACUGCUUUGUGCAGACCUAGUAAAUGGUGGCGAGGAUAGGGGGCCUUGAGGAGGCUCUCUUCAAACUGAACCAAUUAACGUUAAAAGUCAAAAAGAAGAAAAGAAAAUCCCAGUCGCCAGACAGACAACUGACUCUAAGAAGUGCCCUCUCUGCUCUGGUGCCCUGCACCUACUACUUUAUUCUUUCAUUAAUUCAUGUCUGUUUUUCUCUUCAUUUGGGCGCUUUUUCAUGUCCGCAUAAAGAUUAUAUUUCUUUGAUUUUUGUUUUAGGGACUGCAUAAUAGAUCCUUAGUCACUUUUACUCAGAACACAAGAGAUGCUACUGCCCCAGUAGGCUCUUCAACCUGCACUGGAAGGGCCUGUUAAAGGCGUGGGGAGUAAUAGGGAACGUUCCUCUCUAGGAAAUAAUAAGAAAUAUCCCAUAACCCACUGGCACUGAUACAGUGUCACAUACAGCACACAUGUUUCAUAAUACUACACUGAUACUUUCAUUUAAAAAUCAAGAGUUUGAUAUGAAAAUGUAAGAUAUGUUAACUCACGUUUACCUGUCAUGGACUUCUGUUUGAAGACUGGAAAAGAGUGAGUGGGUUUAAAAAAUAAAAUGUGAGUGAGGGUUGUUUUUGCAGCCACAUCGCAGUGCAAUAGAGACAUUUCAUGUUGUGUUACUGUUGAGUCAAGUAAUUGUCGGGAGAGAAGAAAUGGUCCUCAAGCCUCGAUAGAAAUUUGGAUGUGACUUGAAUAGGUCAGAUUUCAGUGAUCGCCAUCAUUUAUUCUCUGUUAUUGGAUUUCAUGCCACACAAUCUAAUCAAACGUGACUUUGGUUUCUCAUGUGUAAUAUGAAAUGAGUGGUCAUCUCCACAGUCUUAAAUGUAAAGUUAACAAAAGUUUGUCCCAAAAAGCUAAAAGCAUUUCCUUAAAUGUUGAUUGGGUGUAAUUGUUUAAAAGAAGGCCAGGAUCCUUUAAUUCCAUAGUAUGCGUCUGACUUUAGUGCUACAUAAAUGUUUUUAAAAGAGCAUCUGCUCCGUUGCACCAAAUGUAAGAAUUUCCCAUAAUCCUGAUCUCUGUGGUACUGAUGGGGAUUGUUAGAGGCAUGGUAACAGAUUAAGGAUUCAAAGUUAGAAAAAAUGUGAAUUGGAGAAAUGGCACUUUGUUUGGGGCAGGUCCAGCACUUAGUCCUAUCUUUCACAAUUGGAAAAAAAAAGAUUUCCAACCAGUAAUCAAUUUAAGAACAAUGCCUGGUUUAGAAAAAACUAUAAGGUUGUUUAUUUCCAAUACAGACAUAAUUUUAAUGGAUAAAGCAUCUGAAUAAUUUACAGCACCACAAAAAUCUGACAAAUAAGCAAAUCUUUGCAGUAAAUACACCUCCCUCAACAAACAUCCCAGUGUUCGCUAAUGUGACACACUUCAUUGUGAAUAUUUUCCUCAGUUUUGCUGUUUUUCUGGAAAGGACCGUGCCUGGUGCAGGCAGACAGCAUGACACAGGCAAGGUGUCAUGUUAGACCUAGCAUCCUUAUUCAAGCCACCGUGUUGUCUGAUGUGUUGUUGACAUGAUAAACAAAAAAAUGUUUUCAACCA